ACGGGCUCGGCUCGCCUCUUCUUUUAACAAUGGGCCGGCGGGGCCGCGGCUGCAGCAGCGGACGGGGCUGGUGAAGGCGGGCGCUUCCUCCCCUUCCCGGGGGUUGCGGGACGAUGCCGCGCUUAAGCCAGCCGUCCGGGGAGAGGCUGGAAGAAGCGGUUCUCCCGUCGGGGCGGCUGUGAAAAGCUCCGAAAGUCCUGCAGGCUCUCCGGCUCUGAUCCCCCCCCCCCUCUCGCCCGGCCGCCCCACCCCGUCCCAUGGAGCUGGAGGGGCAGUGGUGGAAAGGACAGCUGGCUGCAGACAUCCACCAAGCUCUUCGCUACAAGGAGCUGAAGCUGCCCUCUUACAAAGGCCAGUCUCCCCAGCUAAAUCUGAGAAGGUAUUUUGCAGACUUGAUUGCCAUUGUGAGCAACCAGUUCCGCCUCUGUCCCGCUGCCCGACACCUGGCCGUUUACCUGUUGGACCUCUUCAUGGAUCGUUACGACAUCUCCAUUCAACAGCUGCACGUGGUGGCGCUAUCCUGCCUGCUUUUAGCAAGUAAAUUUGAAGACAAGGAAGACAGUGUGCCUAAGCUUGAACAGCUGAACAGCUUGGGGUGCAUGACCAACAUGAGCCUGGUCCUAACCAAGCAGAAUUUGCUGCACAUGGAGCUGCUCUUGCUAGAAACUUUCCAGUGGAACCUCUGCCUGCCCACAGCGGCUCAUUUCAUAGACUACUAUCUCUCGAUCGCCGUUCACGAAUCCGACCUGCAUGACGGAUGGCCAAUGGUUUGCUUGGAGAAGACCAAAUUGUACAUGGCCAAAUAUGCCGACUACUUCCUGGAAGUAUCCCUGCAAGAUCAUGCCUUCUUAAAUUAUGCCCCUUCGCUAGUGGCGGCUGCGUGCGUCGCUUCCUCAAGGAUUAUCUUGCGUCUUUCGCCAACGUGGCCAGUGCGUCUCCAUCGCCUGACGGCAUACUCCUGGGAUUUUCUGUUGCCAUGCAUUGAGCGACUAUUGGUGGCCCAUGAUAAUGAUGUCAAAGAAGCCAACAAACAAAAGGGACAGCAUAGCUCUCAACCACCCCGUAACGCUUUAUUUCAAACAACCGGUCAACCCACACCGCAGCACAUACCCCAUUAUAUUCAAGCGCAUCAGACGUCUCUGCCCUAUCUUCAACCAGCAACGCAACAAAACUGCCAGCCAAUUAUGCCAAGCGGUCGUACCUCAGCCUACCCAAUGCAGACUUGCCCUGCUGGUUUACAAGGUGGUGCUCAGGCUCAAAGCCACAUGCAGACAUCGGAAAUGCCGCUAGCCGUCCCUAUAGAGGUGAAGCCAUGUUUAAACGUCUCCUACAAUCGAACCUAUCAGAUUGCUGGAUGUUACCCUUGUAUUACUCCAUGCUUUGAGAGGUGACAUCUGGGUGGCCAGUGUUAAAUCAAUAAUAAAGAGGACAAUUUGGGGUCCUCCUAAAACCUGGGAAGUGGCUGGAAGAGAAACACCAUAUUUUUCUCCCGGUUCUCUCAGUUGCAGAAGCUGCAAAUACAAGAAUGUGCCUGCUUGCAGAAUAAUGGAGGAAGAUGGAAAAAAUAUAUAUUUCUGCCACACUGUAGUUCUACAGGCUGAACUUAAAACAUGUUGAGAGACACCUGUCCUGUCUGCAGGUUUUGUCUUCCUGAAAAGAUGAAAGAUUAUACGUGAUCUUGAUGACGCUUAGCCCUGUGCAGUAUUGAGUAAGAUACCGAACCGUGAAAAUCCACUAAGUGCCGUUGCUUUCCAGAAGAUGGAGAGGUCUUCUUCAUCUUAAUGAGCAGCUCAAUUCUUUUGAGAUGACCCACGGAUGAGAACUUGUGUUUCAGUGGCCUUGGAUUAAUGUUCUUCAAUCUUCUACUUCAAGUAUUCUUGCCUUCGCUGAAGCUAGGUAGAGAUAAAUUAUCAUUACCAACUCAGGGAAUAAUCAAAAGUGACUGUGAUACAGGAUAUAUAUCAUUUAAAGGGUUACCUCGGGUUCUGUUCUCAGGGUAAUUGUAUUAGCAAAUACCAAAGGGAGUCGAGAUGUGGAUCCAAGUACUCCCUUCACCUAAAUGUGCUUUGCAAUGAGACAGGGGAAAAAUAGGCAGGUUGUAUUUAAAUGAAGCCAGUACUAUACCAUAAAAAAUGGAGUUUUGUUUGCAGUUUAUUAUGCAGCCAACUAUUUGUGUCCAAAAGGUUUUGGUGGGUUUUUUUUUUCCCUUCGUUGUAUUGAUUUCUGGCUUCCAGGUACAAUUGAAAUGCUUACAAGAAAUAAAGCCUUAUUUAUGUUGGCCAGAGAGCAGAAUGAGAAAUGGAAGUUUUCGGACUCUUACAGCACAACUGUAUUUCCAUAUUUCUAUUUCUUUGGCCACAUUAGCUGCAAUUCAGGUAUUUUUAUAAUGUGAGCUAAGCAGUCGUAAUAAGGGUGCUACAUAAUGAUCAUCAGAAGUGUCUUUAAGUCCUUAGAUUCUAUCCUUACCCAAACUAGAAUUAUUUGAAUUAAUAGGCAGUAAAGAAUUUUUGAGUUUCUUCUUGCCCAGCAUUUAAGAUUGAGGAGUGACUAAUUUGAUAUACUUUUCUCCAGUGGUCUGCGAUCCAAGUAUUUAGAGAUGACUGAGAAUGGAGGUGAUAAAUGGAUGGAGAACCUGAAGAUAGACAGACCUUCCCUAAUGAAAAAGAGAUCAUCCGAAAUAGUUUUCGUUUAAAGAAAAAUGGCCUUAAAAUGGCUCUCUUUGAGCUGAUCGUGCUAUGAGAAGAUAUUCUUUAAUUUGGAGGAGAAGCUAUCCUCCGUAGUAAUUAUUUUAUGCCAUAAUGUGUUUUGUGUGUGUGUGUGUGUGUCUCCUUAUAAAAAUGAGGAAUUUUGAGGGAAAGAAGUAAAGCUUUCUGAAAACAUUUUAUAUACUGGGGAAAUGCUACUUCCUUCCUAAGCAUAUUUUAUUAUUACUGUAUUUGCAUGUCUGAGGGGGGGGGGAUGGAUUAGGUAACAGAAUUGAGUGUCUGAGGUAUCUUCUUACAUGAUGUCAUUUCUCACAAUUUCACUUUAUGUGGGGAUGAAGGACUGCAAAAUACAUCAGAAAAGGAAUGAUACUGAUCUCAAAUUGCAAUACUGCUCAUACAACUCUCCAUACUUUUAAACUACCUCAAUACUAUGUUGAAUGUACAAUUUUGUGGAGACCCAUGACUUGAAAUAACAAGCACAUUGUUCCUAAAAUUCUUAUGCGUCCUUCAAUGUCAGUCCUCCAUAAAUGAGACAGCAGAGCAGACAUCUGAAAAUUAUCUUUCAGGCCCUUUACACUCAAAACAUUAGUUAAUAAUUAACACUGGAAUUGCGGUGGGAGAGUUAAUUUGUCUAGUCAAACCAGCAAAACUCACCUAAAACAAAUGAUCUUAUUUAAGAUAUUUAAGUAAUUAGACUUCUUGCUAAAAAAAAAUUGAUCCUCUAUAAGUUUCUAGAUUUGUGGCUCACUACUUUUUUAAUUUAUUAUUUAGCCUUUUGAGUUUGUUGUUAUAGAUUAAUAUUGGCAAUAGAAUAUGCACUGUGCGACAUUUCCUAUUUUCUUAUACGUAUUUGACUAACCUCCACUGAAUCGACACACGGCUGAAAAUUGCUACUGCAGGAAUUAAAAUGUGUGUCGUCAAGGAAGAACUACACAUUGGGGAAAAAACGAGUGCCAUGCACUCUUUUAAAGAAUAAAGUUAGUUUUGCGUAA
This is a messenger RNA of Thamnophis elegans (Western terrestrial garter snake), 3697 nucleotides long. It is a transcript of the gene CCNJ, whose product is annotated as cyclin J. Gene Ontology annotation, cellular component: cyclin-dependent protein kinase holoenzyme complex; cytoplasm; nucleus. Gene Ontology annotation, molecular function: cyclin-dependent protein serine/threonine kinase regulator activity. The record is from RefSeq and is a predicted model, not a curated record. Lineage: Eukaryota; Metazoa; Chordata; Lepidosauria; Squamata; Natricidae. Gene Ontology annotation, biological process: regulation of cyclin-dependent protein serine/threonine kinase activity; mitotic cell cycle phase transition. The transcript is spliced from 6 exons. The coding region runs from base 258 to 1391 and encodes 377 amino acids.